CCCUGCGCUCGUUCCCGACGGCGGGCGCUCCGCUCCGGCCCGCCCAGCACCGGAGAGUAGGCGCCGGGCUCCGGCGUGCUCUGCUGCCGCCACCGCCUCCGUCGCAGAAGAAGGAUGGAGGCAGGCAAGGAGCCCCAGAUGACCACCGGGGGAAAGCCCAGCGAAUCUGAGUCGGCAGUGUCCUUCCAGGCCCGGCUGUGGAAGAACCUGCAGCUGGGGGGUAAGGGCCGGAGCGGCGGCGGGCGGGCAGGAACCGAGCGCCGCACUGCGGAGCCCCCCGCACCGCCGCCGACCAGCGGCAAGGGGGACCUGCCGCCCGGCGCAAAGUGGAGCGGCUUCAAGCGGCGGCGGCAAGUGCUGGACCGCGUCUUUUCGUCCUCCCAACCCAAUCUCUGCUGCUCGGCCGCUGAGCCGCUAGAGCCGGACGGCGAGUCCGGCUCCCCCCUGCGCCGCCUGCGGGAGCACCUGCUUCCCCAGGGCAAGGGGCCGCCACCCGGCUGCCGGCUAGUGCCGGUCGCCGGCGAUGAGGGGCAGGCGAGCGGGAAGGAGGGGCGCCGGCCUGGGGCGCACCUGUCCCACCAGAAGAGCUCUUCGUUGCCCAGCACCGCUUGCCUGGAGCAGCUGCUGCAGGGCUCGCCCACUGUCGGCAGGAGACAGGAGCAGCGGGCGGAGGACAGCGACGGUGGCGCGAGAACAAAUUUGGUUGGAAGAAGUAAUGCAGAUUUUCCCUCUGGGGACCCUGGAAUGUACCAGUUGGAUGUUACUCUAAGAAGAGGACAAAAUCUAGCUGCCCGGGACCGUGGUGGAACCAGUGAUCCAUAUGUCAAGUUCAAACUUGGAGGAAAAGAAGUAUUUAGAAGUAAAACAGUACACAAGAACCUCAAUCCUGUGUGGGAAGAAAAAACUUGCAUUCUUAUAGAUAACCCAAGAGAACCAUUGUAUAUAAAGGUAUUUGACUAUGACUUCGGACUUCAAGAUGACUUCAUUGGUUCAGCAUUUUUGGAUCUCACGUCGUUGGAAUUAAACAGGCAGACAGAUGUUACCUUGAGUCUGAAGGAUCCUCAUUACCCUGACCAUGAUCUGGGAAGUAUAUUCUUGUCGGUUCUGUUGGCUCCAGGAGAACAGCGAGAACCGACAAUGCUAAUGAGGAAGAGUUGGAAAAGAUCAAGUAAGUUUCAGACCCAGAGCUUACGUCUCUCAGACCUGCACAGAAAGUCUCAGCUAUGGAGAGGAAUAGUUAGUGUUACCUUAAUAGAAGGUCGUGAGCUUAAGGCGAUGGAUGCAAAUGGACUAAGUGAUCCGUAUGUGAAGUUCCGACUUGGGCAUCAGAAGUACAAAAGCAAGAUUGUGCCAAAAACUUUGAAUCCUCAGUGGAGGGAGCAGUUUGACUUUCAUCUCUAUGAAGAACGAGGUGGAAUUAUUGAUAUUACAGUGUGGGACAAAGAUGCUGGCAAAAAGGAUGAUUUUAUUGGCAGAUGCCAGGUUGACCUGUCGACCCUGAGUAAAGAACAAACCCACAAGCUGGAGAUACCACUAGAGGAGGGAGAGGGAUACCUGGUGUUGCUGGUCACUCUCACAGCCUCAGCUGCAGUCACCAUAUCUGACCUCUCCGUUAACUCCCUGGAGGACCAGAAGGAGCGAGAGGAGAUACUGAAGAGAUAUAGUCCAAUGAUGAUGUUCCAUAACAUCAGCGAUGUGGGAUUUCUUCAGGUGAAGGUCAUCAGGGCAGAGGCAUUGAUGGCAGCUGAUGUCACAGGUAAAAGUGACCCAUUUUGUGUAGUUGAAUUGAACAAUGACAGAUUGCUGACACAUACCAUCUACAAGAACCUCAAUCCAGAAUGGAACAAAAUCUUCACAUUUAAUAUAAAAGAUAUCCACUCGGUGCUUGAAGUGACAGUUUACGAUGAAGACCGCGAUCGAAGUGCUGACUUUCUAGGCAAAGUUGCUAUACCACUGCUGUCUAUUCAAAAUGGUGAACAGAAAGCCUACGUCUUGAAAAACAAGCAGCUGACAGGGCCAACAAAGGGGGUCAUCUAUCUUGAAAUAGAUGUGAUUUUUAAUGCUGUGAAAGCCAGCAUAAGAACCUUAAUGCCUAAAGAACAGAAGUAUAUUGAAGAGGAAGACAGACUGUCUAAACAGCUACUAUUAAGGAACUUUAUCCGGAUGAAGCAUUGUAUCAUGGCGCUCGUAACUGCCAUCUGCUACAUUAGCAGUUGCUUUGACUGGGAUUCUCCCCCGAGAAGUCUAGCUGCUUUUUUGCUUUUUCUUUUUGUGGUCUGGAACUUUGAGCUCUACAUGAUACCACUGGCUUUGUUGUUGCUGCUGGCAUGGAACUACUUCUUGAUCGUAUCAGGGAAAGAUAAUAGGCAACAUAAUACAAUGCAGAGGUUUUCUUCAGUGUGCAAAUGUGGUGGCUGUGCUUCCAUCUGGGGACCUAGUGUAGUGGAGGACAUGCUAGAGGACGAGGAAGAAGAGGAUGACAGAGAUGACAAGGAAGGUGAAAAAAAAGGAUUUAUGAAUAGACUUUAUGCCAUCCAGGAGGUGUGUGUCACUGUUCAGAAUAUCCUUGAUGAAAUUGCUUCAUUUGGUGAAAGGAUCAAGAAUACAUUCAACUGGACUGUCCCAUUCCUUAGCUGGCUGGCGAUUGUUGCCCUCUCUGUGUUCACUGUCAUCCUGUAUUUUGUUCCACUGAGAUACAUUGUUCUUGUCUGGGGCAUCAAUAAAUUUACAAAGAAGAUUCGAAAUCCAUAUGCAGUUGAUAACAACGAGCUACUCGACUUUCUAUCCAGAGUUCCUUCAGAUGUUCAAGUGAUGCAAUACCAUGAACUGAAACAAGAUCCCAGUCACAGCCCCAGCAAGAGGAAGAAAAACAACCCUGCCUAGCCAACUUCAUGUGUUGAGGAGGCUAGCAUCUGCCAGGGGAGAAUAAAAGAGCAAGCCUAGGCAGCGUUUCCUUUCCCUAAGCUUUUUAUUUAUUUUGCCUUUUUAUCUAGUGAGGAGAUUUUGUAAAUAGUGUAAAAAGGUGUUUCUCAUUGAAGAUAUCUUUCUCACUGUAAAGACAUUUGUUUUAAGUAGGGUUUUUGCCAUUCGAAAGCCUGGUUAGAAACAGCAUAAUGCAUUAAAGGAGUCAACCUAAAGUGGUAAAUAUGCACUGCUACUUGGUAGUCAAAGAUACAUGAAAUACUCAAAUCAUGGUGACUAAACCUACAAAAGGUGUGAAUUUAAAUCUUACUCAAAAAUUUGUCAGUAUCAUCCAGUAAGUCACCAUUACAAUGGUGACAUUACUAUGUUUUAUACAUUUAAUGAGAAAUACGAUGCGGUGGAGCCUACUGCACUUAAGUUUUAGCAGAUUUUUUAGUUCUCAGACCUUGAUGUUAACUUCUGGUGCAACAUUUUCCUGUGCAGGUGGGCUGCUUAUAAGAUAAUGAGAAACACCAAGUGCAAAUCUCUUUCUGGAGCUCCCAAAAGCAGUUCCUGAUGUCUUUAUCAUUCCAUUGUAAGAUUUAAAAAUCUCCAUCUCUCUCAAAAUACUGCCAGGUUUGUAACUGAUUGCCUGUCUGAUUUUUCUGUAUGUACCAGUAAUCUUCAUUUGUACUACAUAGUUUGGUGAAUAAAGUCCAUAGUUUUGCUGUAAUUUUAAAUAGUAUAAAACUAACUCCAUAUUGCUUUUGGUGUCAUGCUAUGAACACUUUUUGUGCACAUAACUAUUUUAAUAUGGAAAUGUUGCAGAAAUUCUUUUUUUCAAAUCACAAGAUCAUAUUAAUAUGCUUUACCAAGCUGAAAUAUAGCGUAGAGGAAAAAAAUGCAGUUGUGGUAAAACUGUUUUAUUUUCUUAGCUAUUAAUGUCAGUUCUUCUGAUACAAUCUUUAUCUACUGCAUGGAAACUGCAUUAUCUUAUAACUUACAUGGAACAUAGAUGAGAAACGUUUACAUUUCAAAUGUUUUAGUGGCCACUGUAUAAUGAGUACUUGGGGAUAUAUUCUGGUAGCUGCAUGCAGACUACGUAGUGAGCAGAGACUCAUUCCUGAGGGACUACCUGUACACAGCUCCUCAUCGUAGCUCCCGGUGACAUUAAAGGGGAUUUUUGCCCAGGGGAGAGCGGCAGGACUGCAUCCUCGAGGAGAGCUGUGGUCCUCUCUGGAUUACCUCUCAUUGGUUGCAAUUGCAGAUAAAGUUAUAUUGCACUACUCUAACAAUACUUUUUGAAAAGACUAUUUAGAAAUACUGUGCAAGCACAUGUUUAUAUAUAUUUGUCUAAAGAAUUAUAUGUUAGCUGCAUUGCUCAUGAAAGAUCGUCCUGGAUUUGUUUAUUUUGCAGAUAAGAUGAUAGCCAAGUUCUGAUGUGACAGUAAUUUUGUUCUUUCUGUUUGUAUAUUUGAAAGAAUGCCAGUCAAAUGACUAUUCUGCAGAAAGUCUUGUCCUUGUUACAUCAUGACUUUAAAAGAGUUCUGGCUGUGUGAUGCCUGAAGACCAACAUACUAUUGAUGAAAUGAGAAUCACUGAUUAGCUUAUUUUGUUUUAAAAAAGCCAAAUUUUUGACUCAGCAAUUAUGCGAAUGUUUGUUGCCUGUUGUCAGUUUCAUGCAGUUCUUUAAUACACUGCAAGCCUUGUACCUUCUUAAUGUUGCCCACCUGUCUGCGUGUGAUUUCCUGUUGUUGUCUUUUUUCUGUACCCAAUUUCAAAUGUCUACUUCGAUGGUAAUGUACGAGUUAGCUAUGCACAUUUCCUGCAUUAAACACACCUUUAACGUCACUCUUUUCUAUUACGAAGCCUCUGUCUUUGAAAUCCUAUGCUAUCAUUUUUCCCUGAUUGGUGCGACAUGGAAGUGUCAAGGAAAGCAUCAUAUUUCUGUGUGCAGCAUUUCAGUAUUUUAAGCUCCAUAAUGUGCAGGUGGAGGGGGCAGGGAGAGAAAGACAUCUGUUUGUUGAAGACUGGUCAAUUCCUCUUAAAUGCCUCAGACACUCGAAAUUGAUCUCACUGAAAAUAUAACGCACAGAGGUAAGGCUAAGAAUGCAUAUGUAUUAAAUACAAUUCUCCUGCCACAGCAAGACAAUUUAAAAUCACAAUUUAAAAUAGUUUGUGAGUGAACCUGUUUUCACUAUUUGUAGUUUCUCUACUCUGCUUUUUGUGGGUGGCCUCUUUAAUGAACCAGUCCCACUUUACGCCAUAAAUAUUUUAACAUACCUUCCUUUUCCAGAUUGGUUCUGAAGUCCAUUUCUAACCUGUUAGAUUUACCAGGCUUUAUUCUGAAAGCAACUUGUCUGUUCUAAACAGUCAUGAAAUUAAAAGGCAUCGCACAAUCAUGAAACUCUUUCAGAAAAUAAAAUUUAAUGACUUUAUUUGGGUCCGUGGAAAAUUAUUAGCUUAAUUGGGGUCCACACUUAUAGCAGGUGUCAGAGCAUUCAGGAUCCACCAAGGUUGAUUGUCUGAGAGGCUUUAGUUACAGUUCUGAUGGUAAUUCAUAGUACAGAGGUUACUUACAGAGGUUUUUAUAGUUGUUUCUCGUUGUAGUGAGGAAUGCCUAAUAGCAAUGAGCUUUAACUGGGAGAGCUGUGUACUGUGACUUAGUAUUUUAAAUCCAAGUGCAAUAAACCCCAAGAUGUUUUUCUAUUGCAAUUAAACCAGCGGUGGAAUAAUGAAAAAGCGAUUAAGCAACCUUCAUACAGUCUAUCAGCUAAUGUGGUCCCUGACAGCAUAAGCUCUACUGACAAGAGGAAGAACUGCUGGCCCCUCCUGCCUUUUCUCCACCUUGGCCUGCAUUCUCUAGGUGACCAAACUUGUAUUCUCCAUUUCCUGGUCACCACUAUACUAUCAAUUAAACCUCAACUGGAAACUGUUUGCUUUGUCAUCCUCUCCUGCUUUUUCUCCUACUUUUAUUUUUUAUGGACUUCUUUUCCUUAUCCACAUUCUUUGACUAAUUCACCUUCUUAUAGAUGUAACUCCCUUGACAGUUUGAUCACAAACCUUCAGCUGCUGGUUUUGUGUCAGCACUUCAGUUUCCCUCUGCAGUUUCAAUGUUUGGUUUCUCACUGCUGCAUUAAAGGAGUCAUCCAUACUUGUCUUCCAUCAGCUCUGCUUUUCUUGGACCUGCAGUGAGUCCCAUCCAGACCAACCUCAUCAUGGUACUCCACGUUCAAACUUUGUUGGAUUCUCACUCCCUGGUGGUGAUAUAUUUUGAAGUUGUUCCCUGUGAUAGAGCAGAAAAGAAGAGUAAAGAAAUUGCAAUCUAAUUUUAGCGGAAGGAAAUAUCAUCUGAAAGUUGUAUAACUAUUUCUGCAAUAUACAUGGAUCUUGCUGUUGGCUACUGGCUUUUGAAAUAUCUGAGCUUAUGUUUUGCUCUGCUCCAGUUGAAGGAUUUGGACCUCUGUGUGAUUUACAUGAAAUCAUAAAGGGCAUUUGAUCUGGGGGGAAACCAAUUAACAUAAAGGCAUACCAAAACAUAAAACCUGUAGUUUAUUAAGUUUGUGUUUAAAAUUGGCAAAAGUAACAAGCAUGGGUUGCUUGGGACCCAGGGGGAUUACUCUAAUGAAUUCUCCAUCAUAGAAAAUGAUUGCACAGUUUUCACUGUGCAAUUUACUGUUCUUUGUAAAAUCCUAUGCUUCAUAAUUAAUUACAGCACUAUGAUUUUUGCAGUUUGGCUUUUUUCUCUACAGAUUAAUGUGUAGGCUGCACUUUGAGCAGACAUUUUCACAACAAAGAGUGGCAUUUGAAAAAGAAAUUAAUUUUUGAAGUAGUUGACAAUUGACAUCACUUGGUGAAGAUGCCAAAUGUCAGGAAGUUUAAAGCCAGGGUUUGUGUUUAUCUUUUGAUUUAAGUUGUGAUAAAGUGAAAGGAGAGUCACAAACAGUUGCAGAUGGAGAGAGUGUGCUGUCCUGGAGCCACCAACACUGUGCAUUGCUGACAGUAACUGAGACAGUCAUGCUUGUAACAGAGGAGACAUGAGAUACACCUUCUGUGAAGAGCUUUAGAGAGCUUUAGAGAGCAUCUGCCCAGCUGCCCUGUCUCAAGCGGUUGCAUUAGUUCAUCAUUUUUGUGAGUGCUAAUUUAAAUGACCAGUGUAUAAUAGAAAAAUGAAUAAUGGUGCAAGGGAAGGAGGGAGUUUCUUGGGUUUUCUCCAUCUCAACCUGAAUGUUAAAACCCUCUUUCUGGUCUCGGUACACAGUUGAGGAAAUGUGACAUCACUGCAUCUAAUUGAGAAAUCUUGAGUUUUUAGAAACCCUAGUUCCUAUACUGAGAGUUCAGUCCAUUUGCACAGAGUAUGCUUCCAGGGCUAAUGCUAGACAGUAGCCAUUCCCCUUAAAUCGUGCAUGCAUGCAGCAGGACAAGUCCAUGUAUCUCAAAUCCUCUAAUCUCCUCAAUGAGAAACCUGAAAAACCUGAUGUUAUUUUCAAAUAAUGUGGUUUAAGUCUAAUUUCUCACUCCCUACAUUGGAAAGGAAGUGCAGCUGACAACUUCUCUCUUAAUUUCUGCCCUGUUCAGCCUGCUGCCAAAGGCAGAGGUUCAGCAACAGAAUGGAGAACUACAGGCCUCAGCUAUGUGUGGACUCCAUAUAAUAGGCUGCUAUUAUAUGAGAAAAUAAAUUUUCAAUCUUAAUCCAGAACCAGAGGACACAGAUCAGGUGGACAAGUAGUUUUGUAAGGCCUGUGAUGCUAAAAUGGAGAGACUUUGAUGCAUGGGCUAUUUGAUGGAUAAGGAAUUGGCUGGACUGCUGCAUCCAAAGUGUUGCAGUCAAGAAACAGCUUAGUGUUGAAAUGGAGAUCAGUAAUAAGUGGUGUGAUUUAAGGGUCUGUCCUGGGACCAAUACUAUUUAAUAUUGACAUCAAUGACAUAGUAGGAUCAAGUGUACUCUCAGUAUAGCAAAUGACACCAAGCUGAGUCAUGGAGUUGAUUUGCUGUAGGGAAGGGAUGUAUAUCAGGUCUUCAAAAAUCAAAUGUCUUUUGAGUGAUGGAAGAAGGAGAAGGCUUAAAAACUUGCAUAGUUUAUGUUCAGAGUAGAACUGAAAGCAUCCUACCACCCAAACCCACACCUAAAGCAUUACAAGGAGUCAGGCAGAUGUCAUCAAGGCUUCCAUACUUUGCACUCAUCAAAGGUAACAGAUGAGAAAGCCAAUCUUGUGUUGUAGCUUUUCUAAAAUGAAGACUGUGUUUCUAUAAGAACUGAUAGAAUACCUUCAAUUUCUCAUAAACUGUAAAAGCGUUUUGGGGUCAUCUUCCUACCUCAGAAAAAAGUUUUACUCUGCUAAUAGAGGCAGUAGCUGAGAGGGAUGUUGCUAAAGCCUUGAACACUCCACAAGAGUUGACCUCUACCUGCAGGACGCAGAGGUCAGCUUCAGUAAGGCUGCUGGAGGGCAGGUGCAGACAUGCAGAGUUGUGAUGGUGACAGCCACAACUCAGAUGACAUGAAGCUGACCCAGCUGCAGCUCCCUAAUUUCGGUGUAGUGAGCAUGGCACUUGCCCUAGACAGGAGCCUGUGGUUUCACUUUCUGUUUAGUCUGAGUGGACCCAAACCCAUGACAUAUAGUUUUUAAGAGAAUGCUGUGGUAGACAUGAGGCUAUUCAGAUGAAGGGAAAGGGAUGGCUACUCUAAUUAAUUAGAGUAUCGAUCCUCUUGGAGCUGGAGCUCAGUGCAGAAAAGGAUUCAGGACUGACAUACAAGAUACGAAAGAGGCAGUGGGCAACAGAAAAAAUUAGAAAUAAAACUAGCAAAAAUUUAUGCAAUUUUCAGGAAGGCAUCAUAGAAACAAGAGUGUACAUGUGCUCCCCUGCAGGAGAAAAGAAAACAAAUGCCUCCUUGCCCCUUUGAAGAUACCCUGGCCUGUAGAGGUUUCUGGGGAAGGGUACAGUUUUGAAAGAUAAGCACCAUCCUCAUCCUGCUUUGUAGGGACCUAUCUCCCCCUGAGUCACUAGACAGAAGCCUAGAGGGGACCGGAAAGUUUUUCCUUGGAUCUGACACUUGCUAGCAACUCAUGUUAUUCGUCUGUUAUUUACAAGCCUUUACUUCACAAUAAUGCACAGGGUAAAAAACCCAAAAUUUGUUCUUAAAUUUUUAAAAGGGAAAUAUUUGAAACAGAACCUACUUGCCUAUUUGUAGUCUGUCAUUCAAAGUAAGUGUUUUUGCUCUUUCCCUUCAGACAGACCAUGAUGGCCCCUUCUAGCAGACCCACCGAGUGUUGUUUCAUUGAUGGCUAGCAGUCACUAUAGGUAAAUGAAAUAAUACCAUAUGAAAGCUUUGUGUCCUAAACCUGAUACUGCUGUGGCACAUGCAUGUGAAAGGAUUUUUUUUUUAUUUGUGGAGAAACAAAGCAAAACCAAAAAACACCCUGUCCUGGUUUCAGCCAGGACAGGGUUAAUUUUUGCAGUAGCCAGGAGAGGGUGUUGCUAGGACACAGAGGUUAUUCUAUACCACCUCAUGUCCCACCUCUGAAGGCGGGGGAAAGGGACUCUUCCAGGGAGCAAGGGUUCCUUGCCAUCAAAAAAAUGUGAUUGAGGGAGCUGUCUGGUAUUGUCUAUUAUCAGGAUGAGUUCCAUGUGAAUAAUUUUUUUUUGUACCCUCUGUGAUUGCUAGUGUUGCUGCUACUGUACAUUUUUUCUUAUCUCCUUGCUGUUUCCAGUAAAUCGUUCUUAUCUCAGCCUGUAA
Molecule: messenger RNA, 9637 nt
Organism: Pseudopipra pipra
Lineage: Eukaryota; Metazoa; Chordata; Aves; Passeriformes; Pipridae
Gene: MCTP1
Product: multiple C2 and transmembrane domain containing 1
Exons: 22
Coding region: 115-2883 (922 amino acids)
Biological process (GO): regulation of neurotransmitter secretion
Cellular component (GO): synaptic vesicle membrane
Molecular function (GO): calcium ion binding
Source: RefSeq, a predicted model, not a curated record